This is a messenger RNA of Cetraspora pellucida, 1146 nucleotides long. Lineage: Eukaryota; Fungi; Glomeromycota; Glomeromycetes; Diversisporales; Gigasporaceae. The record is from the annotation of a GenBank genome assembly.
AUGGCCGAUGAAGAGAACAUAAAUGAUACAGAAGUCCUUGAUGAGGAACCACGUAGCAUUUUGCUAGGGCUCAUCUCUCAACUACGCAAAGGAAUGGAUUUGCAUAGGGUGACUCUGCCAACAUUUGUUCUUGAACCACGAAGCAUGUUAGAGAGGAUCACUGACUUUAUGAGUCACCCUGAGUUAAUUCUAAGAGUACCAAAGCAAGAUGAUGCUCUCCAACGGUUCGUAAACGUUGUGAGGUAUUACUUAUCUGGGUGGCAUAUAAAGCCUAAGGGUGUAAAAAAACCAUAUAAUCCAGUAUUAGGUGAACAUUUUCGUGCAAGGUGGAAAUUUCCGGAUGCCACUGAAAGUUUUUUUGUAUCCGAACAAGUAUCUCAUCAUCCACCAAUUUCUGCAUAUUAUUAUGCAAGUCCCGAAAAUAACAUAAUCAUUGCUGGUGAUAUACGACCAAAAUCAAAAUUUUUGGGAAACAGUGCUGCAACGUUGAUGCAUGGAGAAUCAAAGAUCUUUUUUACUAAUCGUCCUGGUGAAGUUUACCGAAUUACAAUGCCAAAUGUAUAUGCACGCGGCAUUCUAUUUGGAAGAAUGGUAUUGGAACUAGGCGACAAUGCUACUGUUCGGUGUGAGAAACAUGAUUUAAUCUGUGAGCUUGAAUUUCGGACCAAGGGUUUUUUCACGGGAUCAUAUAACUCUAUUUAUGGAAAGAUAAAGCGGGAAUCUACGGGAGAGAGCCUUUUUGAAAUCACUGGUAAAUGGUCAGACGUUAUGUACAUUAAAGAUCUUGUGGAAGUAUUAUUUAGUGUUCGAGAAUCUAAAAUAUAUCCAAAGAUUGUGGCUCCAGAGGAGGAGCAAGAAGAAAAUGAAUCUCGGCGUUUAUGGUCGAAAGUCACAAGUGCCUUAAUAGGGAGGAAUUUGGACCUCGCUACAGACGAAAAAACCAUAAUUGAGGACAAUCAACGUAAUGAAGCAAAACUUCGAGAAGCUGAAGCGAGCUUAUCAGAUUCUAACAACCUCGUUUCUGUAAAUGAAUUUUCAGAAAAUCAACAAUUCCGGUUUUUCGCUUUACAGCAUUCACGCAGAAUCGCUUAUGUUGAUGAUCAUGAAUUUAUUAGUGUUACAGUUAAUUUUACAUGCUGUGUCUAG